Molecule: messenger RNA, 852 nt
Organism: Aureobasidium subglaciale EXF-2481
Lineage: Eukaryota; Fungi; Ascomycota; Dothideomycetes; Dothideales; Saccotheciaceae
Exons: 4
Coding region: 1-852 (283 amino acids)
Molecular function (GO): peroxidase activity
Source: RefSeq, a predicted model, not a curated record
AUGAGAUCUACCAUCGCCAUCACUCUUGUUACUGCUGCUUCGGCUUUUCCUCAAAUGAGUGCUCAAGCCGCUAUGACCGAUGACAUCAAUGCCUGGCAUCCAGCUGGACCUAGCGACCUCAGAGGACCUUGCCCGAUGAUGAACACUCUCGCAAACCACGGCUUCAUCCCCCGCAAUGGUGGUAACAUCACAAAAGAAAAUGCUAUCAAAGGCCUCCGCGAUGGCUUGAACUUCGACGCAGAUCUAGCAAGCUUGAUGUGGGACCAAGCCAUCAUCGCCAACCCUGAGCCCAACGCUACAUUCUUUACUCUGUUCAGUGACCAUCUCAACCGCCACAAUGUACUUGAGCAUGACGCAAGUCUCUCGCGUAUGGAUACGUACUACGGCAACAACCAUCUCUUCAACCCGGAGGCUUUUGCUACUAGCACUCGCUACUGGACCAAUGAGACAUUGACUGCGAAUAUGCUUACGAACAGCAAAUUGGCGAGAAUGAUCGAGUCUAGAGCUUUCAACCCGAACUACACCUUUACGGCCAACAAUGAAAAUUUCAGUCUCGGUGAGGUUGCUGCUCCGUUCAUUGCUUUUGGCGAUACGACUGCGGUCACUGUGCCCCGGGAUUUGGUGAUGUACUUCUUCGAACACGAGCGUCUACCUCACGAGUUGGGCUGGACCAAGAAGAACGAGACAAUGACGUUGAAGGACAUUCUGAGUGUCGUGUCGGCUAUCAGAAACGCUACGAGCUUGUUGACUCCUGACUCGGCUUCGAACCAGACUGUUGAUGGUGAGUCCCAUGGUAUUCCUGAGAGUGCGGAGAGUGCUCGUCGUAGCCUGCAUGUGCCUUUGAAGCUCUAG